CUCCGGGUGUCAGCGCGCAGAGCUGAGUAAUCGUUGAGCUAGGCUGCAGCUGCUGGCGCCUAGAAGAGUGCUGGGAGGUAGCAAAUCACCUAUCUGGAGAAGGUGGGAGAGGCGCAGGAAGACCGACAGCUGCCAACUACGGAGGAGCCUGGCGCCGCAGCCCGAAGCCGUCCCGGGCGCUGUAAAAGCGAGCCGAGCGGAGCUCCGAGCCCCGAGCCGCCGAGGCAGGAGCGCACCGAGACGGCCGCGGGGUCGCGGGCGCAGCGCAGGAUGCAUCAUGAAGAGCUGUCGUCGCCCUUGCAGAGACCUCGAUAUGGCUCUAUUGUGGAUGAUGAAAGACUUUCUGCAGAAGAAAUGGAUGAGAGGAGACGUCAGAACAUCGCAUAUGAGUAUCUGUGCCAUCUAGAGGAAGCCAAAAGGUGGAUGGAAGUCUGUCUAGUUGAAGAACUGCCACCAACCACUGAACUGGAAGAAGGACUGAGAAAUGGCGUUUACCUUGCAAAACUGGCCAAGUUCUUUGCCCCUAAAAUGGUCUCAGAUAAAAAAAUCUAUGAUGUGGAACAAACACGUUAUAAGCUCCCACCACUGACAUCCCUCCCCAAACUCCGGACCUAUAUCUGGUCAAACUCUGGAGGCCUGUUGUUACCUGCUGCCAAACUGAGAAAUGUGAAUCCAGACAAUACUUAUCACUAUCAAGAUAUUCUGUUUAAAACUAAAUCAGAAAAAAUGAAGACUGAGAAUUCUCAAGCUCUUUUGGGGCAAGAAAUACAGGCAGCAAUAGACUAUGCCAACCUCGAUGUGGUCAAAGUAAGCAAAGGAGCUGCUACAGUAUCUAAAAUUAAUCAGUAUUUGGAGAAGGAAGACAAAGAAAAUCUCCUGGAAGCGCUACAAUCUAGGUUUUCAGAAGCAAGACAAAUGAUACCUCGGUAUGCUACAAAUUACUAUCAAAUCCUCUUUGAAGCCAAGAGGCAGAAGUCAUUUGGAGUGACUACGGAAGGCUCAUGGAUCAAACUCACAUUGCGUGAUAUUUAUAAGUACUAUUACAACACAGAUACAGGAGUGGGUACCUGGGUUCGUCCUGAAAAUUACGGAGAAAAAUUAUCUUGGCUGUCAGAACGUGAAAUUAAGGAUCUCACUGUUAAAAUGACAAAAGAGUACCUCUUGGAGGAAUUGUGGUCUUCCGGUGGAGAUAUGGUGGAUAGUACUAAUGCGACACCUUUAAUGGCCAGUGUUAAAAAAGAAUUUGAAUCCAGAAAAGCGUUCAUGCGUAAACAUGAGCCUGCUGUGAUCAAAAUACAGGCUUUCUGGAGGGCCUAUAGAGAGCGGAAAAAAUUUGCUAAGAGGAAGAAUCUGUUUGCUGAUAAUGUUCUUUUGAUUAUCAAGAUUCAAUCCUGGUACAGAAUGGCGGUAGCAAAAAGGCGUUACCUUUCACGAAAGCUUUAUUUCGAACAACAAAUUGAUAAAAUUGUGAAACUCCAGUCCUAUAUAAGAGCAUUCAAAGCUAGAGUUGACUAUAAAAAGCUGGUGCAUGAUAAAAAUCCUCCUUUGCCUGUUUUGUGCAAGUUCUUGUAUCUGUUGGACCAAAGCGAUUUAGAUUUACAGGAAGAACUGGAAAGGGCAAGAUUAAGGGAGCAAGUAGUUACCAAAAUCAGGGCUAACCAACAGCUGGAAAAAGACCUGAACUUGAUGGACAUAAAGAUUGGACUGCUGGUAAAAAACAGGAUCACUCUGCAGGAUGUUAUUUCACAUAGGAAGAAGAUGAAUAAGAAGAAACGCCAAGAACUGUUGCUGUUGAGUGGUAACGAAAAACAAGGAAUUAAAAGUUUGAGUAAGGAGAAGAGGAAAAAACUGGAAGCCUACCAGCAGCUGUUCUACCUUCUACAGACCAAUCCUACAUAUCUGGCUAAGCUGAUUUUCCAGAUGCCGCAGAACAAGUCAACCAAGUUCAUGGACACUGUAAUUUUCACACUAUACAAUUAUGCUUCCAAUCAGCGAGAAGAAUAUCUGCUUCUGAAGCUUUUUAAAACUGCCCUGGAGGAGGAAAUAAAAUCCAAAGUGGAUCAGGUACAGGAAAUAGUGACUGGAAACCCUACUGUCAUUAAGAUGGUUGUUAGCUUCAACAGAGGAGCCCGAGGACAAAACAGUCUACGCCAGCUACUUGCCCCAGUGGUGAAAGAGAUCAUUGAUGAUAAAUCUCUUGUCAUCAACACAAGUCCAGUGGAUGUGUACAAGGCAUGGGUUAACCAAUUAGAAAUGCAGACUGGAGAGGCCAGCAAGCUGCCGUAUGAUGUCACAACAGAACAAGCCUUAGCACACACUGAAGUAAGAAGUAAAUUAGAGGUUUCUGUUCAAAACCUGCGAAGAGUAACUGAUAAAGUCUUGGACUCAAUAUUUUCUUCCCUUGAUCUAAUACCCUACGGAAUGAGAUAUAUAGCCAAAGUUCUGAAGAAUUCCCUCCAUAAGAAAUUCCCUGAUGCAACAGAAGAUGAGCUCUUAAAGAUUAUAGGAAACCUCCUAUAUUAUCGGUAUAUGAACCCAGCCAUUGUUGCUCCAGAUGGCUUUGACAUCAUUGACAUGACAGCAGGAGGUCAGAUACACCCUGACCAAAGGAGAAAUUUGGGGUCAGUGGCCAAAGUCUUACAGCAUGCUGCCUCAAACAAGAUGUUUGAAGGUGAAAAUGACCAUCUUUCAUCCAUGAACAGUUACUUAUCAGAGAACUAUGAGAAGUUCAGAAACUUUUUCCAAGAAGCAUGUAAUGUCCCUGAACCUGAAGACAAGUUUAAUAUUGAUGAAUAUACAGACAUGGUCACAGUCAGCAAACCCAUCAUAUAUAUAUCAAUAGAAGAGAUCAUCAACACUCAUUCCCUACUAUUAGAACACCAAGAUGCAAUUGCUUCUGAAAAAGAGGACCCCCUGAAUGAGUUGCUAGAAGGUCUAGGAGAAGUCCCUGAUGUGGAAUCUUUUCUUGGGGAAGGAGCUGUUGGUCCCAAUGACCCUAACAAGGAAAAUACACUAAAUCAACUCUUGAAGACUGAAAUUUCACUUUCACUGACUAGCAAGUAUGAUUUAAAAGGAGAAGAUAUAGAUCUCAAAUGCCUCAUGAUAAUGACCAAAAGGCUGGUCCUCGAUGUAAUCCGAACGCAAACAGGAAACUCAUUAGCAGAAAUCCUAGAGACACCAGCAACUCCACAACAGGAACUUCAACAUUCCUUAGAGAUGGAGAAUAAGGCGAUUAUGGAUUCCAAGACCCCUGAAGAAAUGAAAAACAAUCAGUCCAUGCUUGAGGAUAGCCAACUGCCCUUAGAGCAGAAGAAGAGGAAAAUUCAGAGGAAUCUUCGGAUACUGGAACAGAAUGGACUUGUAUCAUCAGAAAAUAAAUACCAAGAAGUUAUCAAUGAGAUUGCUAAGGAUAUCCGGAAUCAAAGAAUGUACCGUCAAAGUCGGAAAGCUGAAUUGGUGAAACUCCAGCAGACCCUGAAUGCACUUAAUUCCAAGUCAGCAUUUUUUGAAGAUCAAAUUAAUUAUUAUGACACCUACAUAAAGACUUGCUUAGACAACUUAACAAGAAAAAACACAAGGAGGUCAAUUAAAUUAACUGGAAAAGAAGCAGCAAGUAGAUACAAGAAGUUAAAACCAGUGAAGUACACAGCAACCAAGCUCCAUGAUAAGGGGGUCCUGCUGGAGAUUGAAGACCUUCAGACCAAUCAGUUUAAGAAUGUUUUGUUUGACAUCGUACCUACUGAAGAAGUGGGUCACUUUGAAGUCAGAGCAAAAUUCCGAGGUGUUGAGAUGGAAAAGGUUCACCUUGAUAUUCAGGAUUUGCUUCAGAUGCAGUAUGAAGGAGUAGCUGUAAUGAAAAUGUUUGAUAGGGCUAAAGUGAAUGUAAACCUUCUUAUAUACCUGCUGAACAAGAAAUUCUAUGUAAAAUAAAAUGCUUCCAGAUAUAUCAUGGACUCUGCAUCCAAUGGAUUGGGAAAUGGAUUUGUUCAGGAUUUUUGUUUUGAAAUAAGACUACAGCCACUGCUCAUGGAAAUGUGUUUGAUUUUUUCAAAGACCAAAACUGUUCAGAAGAAUGUACCCAUGUGCCUUUUUGAUGAUCUGCUAUUACAGUAGAAUGCUACACAAUAUGAAUUAAUGUAAACUCUUCCAGAUCAUACUGUGGUGUAGGGAUUCCAAUUGAAACCCUCUUGUUUCACAGCAUUUUCAAGUACUAUGUUUCAUUUUAAAGUAGUUGAAGAAAUGUCUAAAGCUAUUUUCCUAUGAGGAUUUUUUAAAUGUUUCAUUUGCAUACUAGAAUUCUUCGUAGAUUUUUUUUUUUAAUCUGUGAAGAAAUGAAAGCCUAAUUAUUUGUAAGGAAUCACUUAGAUGAAUAAACUUAGUACUAAACCCUGCCUUCUGGGAGGUGUCAAUUAUAAAGUGAACUUUUGUGCAAUUCAAAUAAAGUUUUUAUAGGUAAUUACAAUACAAUACAAUAACAUUUUCUGUAUAAAAGUAUAUAUUUUAUGUGAUUUAUUCCUACUAAAUAAAAGUGCACUACUGCCUCAUGGUCAAAACCUUUCUACUCAAAGCCUUUAAUUUAAGUGGCAAAGAAGCAAUGUGGAUAGCAAUCAGUAGGUUUUUUUUUUCCAGUUUAUUCAAACACUUAAAUUGUGCCUCUCAAUUCCUUUUUUUUUUUGUAAUGCAAUAAAAUCAGUAUCUAAAUGGUUUAAAAUGUAUUCCUGAGAGAUUGUUCUAUGUAAAAUAAAUGUUACUUAAUUACAUCA
Messenger RNA from Trichosurus vulpecula (common brushtail), 4763 nucleotides. RefSeq names its product IQ motif containing GTPase activating protein 2 (gene IQGAP2). Gene Ontology annotation, molecular function: actin filament binding; calmodulin binding; GTPase activator activity. The coding region runs from base 271 to 3930 and encodes 1219 amino acids. The record is from RefSeq and is a predicted model, not a curated record. Lineage: Eukaryota; Metazoa; Chordata; Mammalia; Diprotodontia; Phalangeridae. The transcript is spliced from 28 exons. Gene Ontology annotation, biological process: regulation of GTPase activity; regulation of actin cytoskeleton organization. Gene Ontology annotation, cellular component: cytoplasm.